AUGCAUAAGCUUACAAAGCUAUUAGCUUUUCCUAAGUAAUUAACUUAUGUUACAGCAUUUAAAUUUUCUAAUGCAUAAAUUAGCUUUGAAGAAUUAAAUAAAAUAAGUGUGUAACUUCUAUAGGAGCUAAAAAGCAAUCAAGAUGUAAUAGAAUAAAUUGUAGUACUCUCUUAAUAGUAUUUAGAAAUAGAAAGAGUAGAAGAAGCUAUAAACAUAUACAUUGAAGCAUUAAAAGUAUACCCUAAUUCAGCUAGAUUAAAUUGUAAGUUAGGAACAUUAUUUGUCUAACUUGAGGAACUAGAAGAAGGAGUAAAAUACUUAGAAAAAGGAAUUGAAAUAGACUACACUGAAAUGGGUAAAGAAGGAUUAGUUGGUUUAGCAAGUUUAUAUAAGAUGCUAAAUUAAAAUGAUAAAGCACUAGAAACAUACAUGAAAUCAAUAGAGCUAAAUUAUCUACCUUCUUACUGUCAUUAAUUUAUAGCUUUGUUAUAUGCAGAAUAACAAAAAUUUGAUAUAGCUUAAGAUCAUUUUUAAAAAAGCUUAGAAAUGAACCCAAACGAUUUUGCAAGUCAAUGGGCUUAUGGUGAAGCAAUUUUUCAUUAUGAUCAAUAAAAAGGAAUCAAGAUUAUGAGAGAAGCAGCUGAAAAUAUAGCUACUAAAAAGUGUGAAAACUAGUUUAUGUAAGAAGAUGAAGUAUAGGAUAUGAUUUCUAGCAUGAAUUUCAGAGUAGGGUAAAUUUUGUAACAUAUUUCAAAAAAUAGUGAAGAAGCAAAAAAAUUUUACAGAGUUUGCUUAAAAAAUAAUCCAAACCAUGUUGAAGCUCAUGUUUAGUAUGCUUCAUGUUUAAAAAAAGGAGAAUAACCUAAUAUUGAGUUAGCUGAAUACCAUCUUCAAAAAGCUAAAGAAAUUGACCCAUCAAAAUUCUAAAAAAAGUUAACUGAGUGGUGGUGA
Messenger RNA from Tetrahymena thermophila SB210, 951 nucleotides. Its product is annotated as tetratricopeptide repeat protein. The transcript has 2 exons. Lineage: Eukaryota; Ciliophora; Oligohymenophorea; Hymenostomatida; Tetrahymenidae. Gene Ontology annotation, molecular function: protein binding. The record is from RefSeq and is a predicted model, not a curated record.